This is a messenger RNA of Monomorium pharaonis (pharaoh ant), 1949 nucleotides long. RefSeq lists its product as uncharacterized. The record is from RefSeq and is a predicted model, not a curated record. NCBI's taxonomy places the organism in Eukaryota, Metazoa, Arthropoda, Insecta, Hymenoptera, Formicidae. The transcript has 4 exons. The coding region runs from base 416 to 1111 and encodes 231 amino acids.
UGUCGAAAUAAAGUACGGAAUAAAGUGCCGUAGUGUGAUAAUGCGCGGUCGUGUUCUAAAAGCGGUUAAUCGGCGCGCGCGGUAACGCGAGUGGACCUGGGUAGACCGCCGUUUGUGUGCCGAACGUUGCCGUGUGUCCGUCGUGUGUCCGCUCAUUCGAAAUCAUGCGUUUGACACGUUCCGUCAAUAACAUAAUCGGUUAAUCGUCGUGUGCACACCUUUACAUCAUUUUCUCGCUACACCGCGCGACGCUGUGCAAUCGGGUAUUAAAAGUGUCGGCCGGCCGCGUCGGACGGACGAAUUAAUUCAGAAAUGCCGACAAAAUACCGUGUAAACAUUUUUACGAAUGCAAGACGAAGAAACUUGAAAGGAGAAGGAGAAAGUCUAAGAGGCAUCGUAUGUCGAUGGGACAAUUAUGGAUUUCUCGGCAAACCCAGAGAUCGAGCAAUUGUUGUCCACUGAAGCACGUGACAACACACCAAACACAUGUGUAAGACAGCCGGACGAGCGGUUGUCCAUGAACGAGUUGUAUCUGCAAGGUGAUGUUUCGUCAUCAAGACUAUCGCUUCAGGGCAAAUCCACGACACUAAAAAAUAACACAGACAUAGGUGAAAGCUCGAGCGAUACGACUACCGUGACAACACCGUCUUCGAUUAUCGUAAACAAUAGUAGUAAUGACGAUCCACCACCUUAUGUCGAGAUUCCUCCGCCUUACAGUGCGAUCACGCCACCAAAUCACAUCGGUUGGCCAUAUGGACUUUUUUCAUUCGGAAAUUCGUAUUCCAUGGACGAAACGACUCAUAGGAUGGAAAUACCAUUGACACCUUUCCAAGCUUGUCUGACACCGGCCACGGGAUUCCAUUCCGAAGGGAAUAACGGUCAAUACCCGUACUCAAUGCCCUUAACGCCUUACCGGUUCUUCAAGUUUGAUUGUGGUAGAAAUUCUUUUGUACCGAGAGAUACAACGGACAACGAGAUCGCAGAGAAGAACGACGAUAAAAAAUCCCGAAAAUUUAGUACCAUCCUUGUGGCAGCGGCGGUCAUCAUUUUCCUCAUGGUUUUGUCUUUGAUGGUUCGGUUCAUCAUGGAAAAGAGUUGGUGGCGAAGAUAGCUCGUUGAUUGUUACUGCAAAAACGUUUGAUGACAAAAGUUCUAUAAUUUAUAAAAGAUUAUUAAUUAACAAAUUUAUAAUUAGAAUUUUUAUUAAUCUAGCAUAAUUUAUUUUAGCAGGACGCAUUCCAAGAUUGUACUUGUACUUUUUUUGAAGAAAUGUUUUUUUCCGUCUCUUUUUCUAAACUUUUCUCUUCUAAGUCUGUUAUUAAUUUUAAAAAAGUACAUAGAUAUUUACUGUCAUUGUUGAUUAACUUCCUUAUCUUUAAUUCUAUAUGCAUAGAUUUUUAAUUGUUUUGUUUUUUUAGAUAAUUUAAUGACUGAAUUCAAUAGCAUUUAUAUUAUGUGUCAUUAAUUUAUAUGCGAUAUAUGUUUUAUACUUAAGGUACAAUAUUAGUUUUAAUAUGUAUUUAAUAAGUAAUUGUGUAACAAGCAACAAACAUUUUUUUACUGACAUUGAUAAUGAUGUUAGAACAGAAGCUGGAAACAGAUUAUCACGAUUAAUUUAGCAUUAUACAAAAUAGUUUAAAAUUAGUGCAUUUGUUAUCUCUUACGCAGUAGUAUGGUUUAUUACCAAAAUAAAAUACACAAAUAUAUAUCAUAAAUUGAACCAUAACUUGUUACAUAUGUCAUUUGUAUUGUGAUAAUUUCACGCUUAUUAUAAUAUAUAAUAAAUAAAUAAUGCAUUUUGAUACUUAUAUACGAGAAAUGGUUAUUUCUUUAAAUUGAAAUAUUUAGAAAUAUUUAAUAGAUUUUUAUCUGCAAUAACAAUAUCUAUGUUAAACUGAGAAAUGGCUGUCAAAUUUUAUCAUUUUAAUUAAAAAUUAAGUACUUUCGUA